AUGGCUAAAACGCAGAAGAACAAAGCGACAGAGUAUCAUUUGGGUCUACUCAAGGCAAAACUUGCGCGUUAUCGUGCCCAGCUCCUUGAGCCAACCAGCAAAUCAGGACCAGCCGGAGUUGGAUUCGAUGUCCAAAAAGCGGGAGACGCCAGAGUUGCACUCAUUGGCUUCCCUUCGGUGGGAAAAUCCACGCUUCUGAGCAAGACGACGCACACUGCAUCAGAAGCCGCUGCUUAUGAGUUCACAACGUUAACCGCGAUUCCUGGUGUAAUUGAGCAUCAGGGAGCAAGAAUCCAACUCCUGGACCUUCCUGGUAUCGUCGAGGGUGCCUCUCAGGGCCGAGGACGAGGCAGACAAGUGGUUUCGACUGCCAAAACCGCCGACCUUAUCGUGAUGAUGCUAGAUGCCACGAAAUCGGAGGAACAAAAACGACUGCUAGAAAUCGAGCUCGAUGCGGUUGGCAUCAGACUGAACAAGCAUAAACCCGACAUUGUGUUCAAAAGAAGGACGACUGGCGGGAUAUCUUUCACUUCCACAGUGAAAUUGACUAGGACUGAUGAGAAGACUAUCCGAACGAUAUUGGCCGGCUACAAAUUACACAACUGCGAUGUCAUGAUUCGUGAAGAUAUAACGACAGACGACUUCAUUGAUGUUCUCAUUGGCACUCGCAAAUACAUACCUUGCCUCUAUGUCUAUAACAAGGUCGACGCCAUCAGUCUCGAGCAAAUGGACAAGCUGGCGCAUACACCCAACACAGUUGUCAUCAGUUGUGAAAUGGACUUGAACCUGGAUUAUCUCAUUGAACGGAUGUGGGCAGAGUUAGACCUCGUCAAGGUAUACACAAAGAAGCGAGGCGCCCACCCUGAUCUCAGCGAUCCUAUAUGUUUGAGAAAGGGAGCCACUAUUGAGGACGUCUGUAAUGGCGUACAUCGCUCAUUGGCCACCAACUUUCGUUAUGGACUUGUCUGGGUAAGCUCAUUGCUUGGCUGCGCUUUACUCGUCACAAUAAAGGUUGGAUUGUCACACCAAGUCCAAGACGACGAUGUUGUAUCGAGUGAGCCCCCUGAAUUAGCCAAGUCUCGAAAACUGAAUGGACGCGCAUAG
This is a messenger RNA of Mycena indigotica, 1104 nucleotides long. RefSeq names its product Developmentally-regulated GTP-binding protein 2. Lineage: Eukaryota; Fungi; Basidiomycota; Agaricomycetes; Agaricales; Mycenaceae. Gene Ontology annotation, molecular function: GTP binding; GTPase activity. Gene Ontology annotation, cellular component: cytoplasm. The record is from RefSeq and is a predicted model, not a curated record. Bases 1 to 1104 code for a protein of 367 amino acids. The transcript is spliced from 16 exons. Gene Ontology annotation, biological process: cytoplasmic translation.